CUCCAUAAUCUUACGCAGUAAUGGAUAAAGAAGGUAGCAAGCCUGCCUGGCCCAAGUCAUCAAGAAGACAUCGGACUAUUACAGGUAGAAGAUAUGGAAGAAGGUACGCCUAUGUUUGUUUUACACCAUCUUCGAAUAGCCAAGUCAGAGAUGAACAUCAACACAACGAAGACUGCAAAGGAUUAGAGCUAGAGGAUGCUCGGAAAGCGAAUUCUUUAUGUCCCAGUCCACCAGUUUAAGCUUCUUCUUGUUUAUUAGGUGAGCCUUUGUUAGAAAAUACUGGAACUGGAGAACCUGUUUGCGAAAGUGUAUCAAGCCAAACUUUGGAAAAGAACAUGUCACCAUUUUCUCUCUUCUCUUAUGGUCUGGAAGGCAACCAAAUCUCAGGGAACUUUAUGAAUCCUUACAAAAAUUUUGAGGGCCUUGCAGAAUAUGCGACUGCUGGAUGUAAUGAUUGGAAUGGUCAGAAUGGAAUUGCUUUUGUAAACAUCGACUGUUAUAAGCUACAUGGUGGUGCUGGAGAAGAUCAUGCUCAAGAUGAAUUUUCAUUAGGAACAGAAGAAGCAGUUGUGUUGUGGGAAACAAGAAAUAAAAUAUAUUCUCAGUCUGGAAAAGUCAUAGAGUCAUGUACUGACUUACAGUCUCAAUUGUCCAGUCUCAAUCACAGUGUUACUAGAGAAUGUUGUGAAGAAGCAGGACCAAUGAGAUGUUUUAGCAUAAAUUCAGACUUGGCAUGUCCAAACAGCAGGACAUCUAAAACAUCUGAUGAAGAUCAAGCCAUACUGAAAAGUAACCCAAGUGAUAAAGUUUAUGAAGUACAGCAGGUAAAAAGUAGAGAGAAUGUUGGAAUCCAACUCCCAAUAGCAAUUGCUAAUGAGUUACAUGUCAGUGAUGACCAAGGAAGUUCACUUGAACUAGUAGUGAGACCUAAAAUAAGAAAACAAAAUACUUCAAAUGAGUUGGAGAAAGAGAGGCUGCCUCUUAAUGAUGAGGAAAGGGAAAGUAUUUCCUGGAGGAGAACUGAAACUGAUGAAAUUCAGCAAGGGUGUGCUGAAUGUGCCUUUGAUAGCAGAGAGAUUAAUUCUAGUAUGUUCUUUGGCUCAAGAGGACAUGAAGUUCAUCAAAAUGAUGCAGAACUAAGGAAAAAUGCAGCAGCUCAAGAACGAAAAAAUGUUCUGGAAGAUAGUGCUUUUUGUGAUGGGCUUGAAGACUGCAACAGACACUUAUCAAUGUACCGUAAAGAUAAAGACAGCUCAGAAUGCAGUGAUGGAGAAUGGUCUGCAGCUGCACCUCCAUAUUUUACUGCUACAGAAAAAGACCACUCAAGUGCUGAGAGCUGUGAGACUAUCCCAGGCAGGGAGAAAUGUGAGCCUGAAGUGCAGAGCAGCAGCAGCAAUUGUGUAGAAGAGGAGAACAGAGACUGCUCUUCACAAGGAGGGCAACACAUGUUGGAGGAAGGAGAGAUUCCUCUGUUACAAUGCCAGCAAGUAGAAAGCAUCGGUGUUGUGGAAGCUAAUCUACUUCCUGACUUUGUGUUUUCUGGAUUCUUCUUGCUGGAGGAAAAUUACAAUGUUGAGGAUGAUUCCAGUGAGAGUGAAGAUCUGAAUUUGGAGCAGAGACCACAUAGCGAGUCUGGUAAUGGCCUGGGACUUGCUCAAGCUGUUUCUGAUGUGAACCCUAUCACAAUUGAGUCACUAGAGGAACGCUUACAAGAAGCUGAGCAGAAUGCUCUGGUAUAUUUGGGGUUUGUUGGACUUCGGUUUGACAAGGCUCAUCCACCAGCUACGAAAGAAAUGAUAGAUUCUCUGCCACAGGUUGUCAUCACAAAUGACCAAGCUGGUCAAGAGCAGCGUUGUAUUAUCUGUUGCUGUGAAUAUGUGGAAAAUGAAAUCAUAACAGAGCUACCCUGUCAUCAUUUGUUUCACAGAACUUGUGUAACUCUUUGGUUACAGGAAUCGGGAACAUGCCCGGUUUGUCGUCAUGAGCUUGCACCUGUGCCUCUUGAAACAGCUGCUGGCACUGUUUCUUUCCUACCUGAUCAUGACUUGGCAUCUUCUGCUCACAGUGUUACAGGAACUACAAACUAGGAUCUGAACUUAAAUUGCUGCUACCAAAAACAAAAAUGUAAAUUUUGCCUGUUUAAUUACAAUGUGAAUACAUUGUUUAUAAAAUACUA
Messenger RNA from Neopsephotus bourkii (Bourke's parrot), 2176 nucleotides. It is a transcript of the gene PJA2, whose product is annotated as praja ring finger ubiquitin ligase 2. The record is from RefSeq and is a predicted model, not a curated record. The transcript is spliced from 8 exons. NCBI's taxonomy places the organism in Eukaryota, Metazoa, Chordata, Aves, Psittaciformes, Psittacidae.